Camellia sinensis is the source of this 1647-nucleotide messenger RNA. The record is from RefSeq and is a predicted model, not a curated record. Lineage: Eukaryota; Viridiplantae; Streptophyta; Magnoliopsida; Ericales; Theaceae.
UUUGCAGGUAAGACAUACAGGUUCAGGAUAUCAAAUGUGGGGCUUGCGACAUCCAUUAACUUUAGAAUACAAGGGCACACAAUGAAAUUAGUAGAGGUAGAAGGAUCGCAUACACUCCAGAAUGCUUACUCUUCCCUCGACAUCCAUUUGGGUCAAUCCCUUUCUGUCUUGAUCACUGCUGAUCAGCCUCCAAAGGAUUACUACAUUGUCGUUUCUUCGCGCUUCACCUCUCGAAUACUCACAACCACAGCCAUUCUCCACUACAGUAACUCAUUUACCCGUGUUUUUGGUCCUCCUCCUGGAGGGCCUACCACUCAGAUUGAUUGGUCCCUCAACCAGGCCAGAUCUAUAAGGUGGAAUCUCACUGCAAGUGGACCGCGUCCAAACCCACAAGGCUCAUACCAUUAUGGAAUGAUACAAACUUCCCGGACCAUCAUGCUUGCAAACUCUGCACCUUUUAUCAAUGGCAAGCAGAGGUAUGCUGUGAAUGGUGUCUCAUUCUUCCGUCCUGACACUCCGUUGAAACUCGCUGACUACUUCAAUAUUGGGGGAGUCUUCAAUCUGGGAAGCAUCCCUGACAGCCCCAACUGGGGAAACGGCUACCUUGCCACGUCUGUCAUGGCUGCUAAUUUCCGUGCUUUUGUUGAGAUUGUGUUCCAAAACUGGGAGGACACCGUACAGUCUUGGCACAUUGAUGGCUAUUCCUUCUUUGUUGUUGGGAUGGAUGGGGGGCAGUGGACGCCAGCAAGCAGAUCACGCUACAAUUUGAGAGACACAGUUGCCCGUUGCACGACUCAAGUUUAUCCCAAGUCAUGGACUGCAAUCUACAUUGCACUGGACAAUGUGGGAAUGUGGAACAUUAGGUCCGAGAACUGGGCAAGGCAAUACUUGGGCCAACAAUUCUAUCUGAGGGUAUACUCCCCUGCAAAUUCAUGGAGAGAUGAAUAUCCUAUCCCAAAGAAUGCUCUUCUUUGUGGUCGAGCAUCUGGUCGCCACACCCGACCGAUGGCCAUGCAGAAGAGCCACAUCGCUCAUAAGCGCGUGCUUGAACUUCGCAAGACUACAAGGCAAUCCCUAGCCGAAGUGACUGAAAAAACUGCCGAGCUAGAACAAGCCAGGCUGCAAAUAGCCGAGCUAAAAGUCGAGAACGGUCGUCUGACCGGACUUGUUAGCUCGGCUGAAGCAGAAAAACAAAAAGCUGUAGCCGUGAUAAAAGACAAAUAUCUGCGCGAACUGGCUAAACUUGAGGGAAAGAAAAAUGCCGAGAUAGAGCAGCUGAAGAAGAGUGCUGAUGACGCCGAGCUCCGGGGUUAUAAGGAGGGGGAAACGACUUACAUUAAACAAUGUGAAGCUGCCAAGGAUCUUUUCUUCAAAUGCGGUUGGAGGGCGGCUGUAGAGCAGCUCGGUCACGGUCCAGAGACCGAGCAACAAUUUCUUGAGGAUUCAGAUGAUGAAGAAGACACCGUACCCAAAGAUACCCCGGCUGUUAAUGAUCCUGUCGAUCAAUUAGUUCGGUCAGAGCUAAUAGUGGAAGAUCUGACCAACGAGCUGCCUACUGAAGCCGUUCUUCCAACCGUGAUCGUGCUACAGAGUGAAACCGGGCUCCGAGUUGAUAUUGAUGCCGACCUUGAUGAUCUGUUUAACUGA